This is a messenger RNA of Pseudomassariella vexata, 2139 nucleotides long. Its product is annotated as or S-antigen, C-terminal domain-containing protein. Gene Ontology annotation, biological process: ubiquitin-dependent endocytosis. The coding region runs from base 1 to 2139 and encodes 712 amino acids. The transcript is spliced from 2 exons. Gene Ontology annotation, molecular function: protein-macromolecule adaptor activity; ubiquitin protein ligase binding. NCBI's taxonomy places the organism in Eukaryota, Fungi, Ascomycota, Sordariomycetes, Amphisphaeriales, Pseudomassariaceae. Gene Ontology annotation, cellular component: cytoplasm; cytosol. The record is from RefSeq and is a predicted model, not a curated record.
AUGGGCAAUGUUCUCCAGAAUCCACACCGAAAUAGCCUUAUGUCGAUACGUUCCACCAAGAACAUCAUGAACUCAGCUGUGACCGAGGUGCCCAAGCCCGUCGCAUCGGGCAGCGGUCUAUCCUGCUCCAUUAUCUUGGCCGAGCCCAAUAUCUUUUUGACUGGCUUCGAACAUGACGGCCACCCAAGACACGAAACGGCCAAUUCGACAGCGCUACUACGAGGGAAGUUACAGCUCAAUGUCUCCAAGAACGUGAAACUGAAGUCGGUGACGCUGAAGCUAUCAGGUAAGGCCAGGACUGAAUGGCCUGAGGGCAUUCCGCCCAUGAAGGUGGAGCAAUGUGAAGAAGAGUCUUUGAGGACACAGGUUUUGACAUUUUUCCAUGCCAUGCACGAGACAUGGGAGACACAGUACGGCAACCCGUGCACCUACACGAUACGAGGGAGUUCAGAGAAUACGGGGCGUUCAUCACCCGGGCCCGGGCACCAGCCGGCGUCUCCGGCGCAAUCCCAAUUAUCGCUUGCUCUAAAAAAUCGCCCGGGCCACUUGACGGCCAAGGAAUACAAGCGCCUAUCCCUCCAGUCGGUUCAAUCUCGAAGCUUUGGAAAGGGGGACUCACCAGGCGGAAGCCCGGCCCAGCUCAAGGGUUACAAGGUUUUCUAUCCCGGCACAUAUGAGUACUCUUUUGAGUUGCCCAUCGAUCACCACCAGCUUGAAACGUGCAAACUGCAGUUCGGGUCGGUGAAAUGGGAGUUGGAUACUAUCGUGGAGCGCGCCGGCGCGUUCAAGCCUAACCUGCAUGGAGCAAAGGAGGUCUGCAUCGUUCGCGUCCCGGAUCAGCUCUCACUAGAGAUGACGGAGCCCAUAUCGAUCAGCAGGAAAUGGGAGGACCAACUCCACUAUGAUAUUAUGAUAUCGGGGAAGUCGUUUCCGAUAGGGACCAAGAUCCCCAUCGCAUUCAAAUUGACGCCGCUGGCCAAAGUACAAGUCCACAAGCUCAAGGUGUUUGUAACCGAGUCGAUUGAGUAUUGGACGAACGACCGCCGCGUGACGCGGAAAGACCCAGGAAGGAAGAUCCUGUUGCUGGAAAAAUCAGCUGGAAAGCCCUUGGACAAGCAGUACGAGAAUUCGGAAGUCCGAGUCUUGAGCGGGGGCGAGCUGUCGCCAGAUGAGCGGCAUGAAGCGCGUGUCGCAGCAGCACGCAGGCGCACUCUUGAGGCGUCGAAGGCCCACACCAUUCCUCAACCACUACCCGACCCUUCGGACAACCUCCUGGGUGACCUGGACCUAGGAUUAGAAUCGUACUGGGGUUCGACUGAGAUUGAGAUGAAUGUUCAGAUCCCCACAUGCGAACAGAUGGCUAAGGACAAGAGCGUACGGCUGAAUCCCGACUGCAGUUGGAAGAACGUCAAUGUCUUCCAUUGGAUCAAAAUUGUCAUGAGAAUCUCGCGUCUCGAUCCAGAAGAUCCAGCUGGCAAGCGCAGACGACACUUCGAAAUCAGCAUUGACUCUCCUUUCACCGUACUUAACUGCCGUGCAACGCAGGCCAACACCAGCUUGCCGCAGUACUCAGAUGCUGAGCAGCCUAUGUUCCGGCAGAAAGCCACGUGCGGAUGCCCGGAUGCCAACAUUAUAGCCACGGACCCUUCGCCGGCGUCUAGCACUGGCACAAUUCCAUCGGUAGACCCCAGUCCUAUAAACCCCGAGUCCUCAACUCUUGCGCCACCCCCUGCGGCGCACAUAGGAACGCAAGCACAGGCUGGAGGCACGCAGCAAGUACAACGGCCCAUCCACCUCUUGCGCUACCCAUCUUUCAAUCCUCCCGCCUUCGACGCCGACGAUGCGCCCCCACCCGUGGCCACUCCGCCUCCGCAUUACGACGUUGUCGUUGGGACACCUAGUGUGGACGGCUUGGCUGACUACUUCGCGCGACUGGCCGACUACGACGAUGGCGACAGUGAUGGCUCAGAUGAGGGCGAGAUGCCGAGCCGUAUCCUGGAGAGAACGGGCCGGGUCAAUGUAGCUAAUCCCCGCACCCCCGGUGGGCGGCUGAUGCCAUCCCGCAGCCUCGAGAUCGAGAGACCGACGGUACCUAUGACGCUAAACAUGGCGGGUGCGUUAAAUCAGCGGAGAGGCUAG